Varanus komodoensis (Komodo dragon) is the source of this 4775-nucleotide messenger RNA. It is a transcript of the gene CADPS2, whose product is annotated as calcium dependent secretion activator 2. NCBI's taxonomy places the organism in Eukaryota, Metazoa, Chordata, Lepidosauria, Squamata, Varanidae. Gene Ontology annotation, biological process: dense core granule exocytosis; synaptic vesicle exocytosis; positive regulation of exocytosis. The transcript has 28 exons. The record is from RefSeq and is a predicted model, not a curated record. Gene Ontology annotation, cellular component: glutamatergic synapse. Bases 1 to 3885 code for a protein of 1294 amino acids.
AUGCUCGACCCGUCCUCCAGCGAGGAAGAGUCCGAGGAGCUGCUGGAAGAAGAGAGACGGGAUGUGCUGGCGACGGGCGGCUGCGCGCUCGCCAGCAGCUCCCAGCGAUCCCUCCCGGCCGCAGCCGCGCAUCGCGAAGCCGGGCGCCCGGGCAGCGGCGGCGGCGCGGCUGCCAGACCGGCCAGCCCCAGCCCUUCGGUGCGCAGCGAAGGCAGGGACGAGCAGGAGCGGAUGCAGCGGGAGGAGACCGAGAAGCGGCUCCGGCUGCAGCUCUACGCCUUCAUCGCGAGGUGCAUCGCGUACCCCUUCAACGCCAAGCAGCCCACGGACAUGGCCCGGCGGCAGCAGAAGAUGAACAAACAGCAACUACAGGUUGUGAAGGAGCGCUUCCAGGCCUUUCUAAAUGGAGAGACUCAAAUUGUGGCUGAUGAAGCAUUCUGCAAUGCAGUUCGAAGCUAUUAUGAGGUUUUUCUCAGGAGUGAUCGUGUUGCCAGGAUGGUUCAUAGUGGAGGAUGCUCUGCAAAUGACUUCAGAGAUGUUUUUAAGAAGAACAUUGAGAAGAGGGUCCGAAGUUUGCCAGAAAUAGAUGGAUUAAGCAAGGAGACUGUGCUCAGUUCUUGGAUUGCCAAAUAUGAUGCCAUUUACAGAGGAGAAGAAGACUUGUACAAACAGCCCAAUAGGAUGGCUUUAAGUGCUGUAUCAGAACUUAUUCUGAGCAAAGAACAACUUUAUGAAAUGUUUCAGCAGAUUCUAGGAAUAAAAAAACUGGAGCAUCAAUUGAUCUACAAUGCCUGCCAACUGGACAAUGCAGAUGAGCAAGCAGCCCAGAUUCGACGUGAACUUGAUGGGCGCCUCCAAAUGGCUGAUCAAAUGGCAAAAGAGAGAAAAUUUCCAAAGUUUAUAUCAAAAGAAAUGGAGCACAUGUAUAUAGAAGAAUUGCGGUCUUCGGUGAAUUUGCUAAUGGCAAAUUUGGAGAGUCUUCCGGUCUCUAAAGGUGGCCCAGAAUUUAAACUACAGAAGUUAAAACGAUCACAGAAUUCUGCUUUCUUGGACAUAGGAGAUGAAAAUGAGGUUCAGCUGUCAAAAUCUGAUGUGGUGCUGUCAUUCACUUUAGAGAUUGUUAUAAUGGAAGUUCAAGGCCUAAAGUCACUAGCUGCCAGCCGUAUUGUCUACUGCACAAUGGAAGUGGAGGGAGGAGAGAAACUCCAGACAGACCAAGCUGAAGCAUCAAGACCACAAUGGGGAACACAAGGGGAUUUUACCACAACUCAUCCUCGGCCAGUAGUCAAAGUGAAACUUUUUACAGAAAGCACUGGAGUCCUAGCACUUGAAGAUAAAGAGCUAGGAAGGGUAAUAUUGUACCCAACAUCCAAUAGCUCGAAGUCACCUGAGCUGCAUAAAAUGAUAGUCCCUAAAAAUAGCCAAGAUUCUGAUCUGAGAAUAAAACUGGCAGUGCGAAUGGAUAAACCACCACACAUGAAGCAUUGCGGCUAUUUGUAUGCACUGGGACAGAAGGUUUGGAAGAGGUGGAAAAAGCGCUACUUUGUUCUUGUACAGGUAAGCCAAUACACAUUUGCUAUGUGCAGCUACAGAGAGAAGAAAUCUGAGCCUCAAGAAUUAAUGCAGCUUGAAGGUUAUACAGUGGACUAUACAGUACCUCAUCCAGGCCUCCAGGGUGGUCAUAUGUUCUUCAAUGCUGUAAAAGAAGGAGACACUGUGAUAUUUGCCAGUGAUGAUGAGCAAGAUAGAAUCCUGUGGGUUCAAGCAAUGUACAGAGCAACAGGUCAGUCUUAUAAGCCUGUUCCCGCAAGUCAAGCACAGAAGAGCAAUUCAAAAGGAAGCAAUAUCCACACAGAUGUAUCUCACAAUGCAGAUCUUGCUCAGAAACAUGGCAUGGAUGAGUUUAUUUCUGCUAAUCCUUGCAAGUUUGACCAUGCUGCACUCUUUAGAAUACUUCAGAGGCAGACCUUGGAUCACCGAUUGAAUGAUUCCUAUUCUUGUUUGGGCUGGUUUAGCCCAGGCCAAGUCUUCGUGUUAGAUGAAUAUUGUGCUCGUUACGGUGUGAGAGGCUGUCAUCGGCAUCUCUGCUAUUUGAAUGAAUUGAUGGAACACUCAGAGAAUGGCGCUGUCAUUGACCCAACCUUGCUCCAUUACAGCUUUGCCUUUUGUGCUUCUCAUGUUCAUGGCAACAGGCCUGAUGGAAUUGGAACAGUAACAGCUGAAGAGAAAGAAAGGUUUGAAGACAUUAAGGAAAGACUUUCUUCCCUUUUAGAAAACCAGAUAAGUCACUUUAGGUACUGCUUUCCUUUUGGGCGUCCUGAAGGAGCUUUAAAAGCAACACUUUCAUUACUUGAAAGGGUCUUAAUGAAAGAUAUUGCUACUCCCAUACCAGCAGAAGAGGUGAAAAAGGUGGUUAGAAAAUGUCUGGAGAAAGCAGCCUUGAUCAAUUACACUCGACUUACAGAUUAUGCCAAAAUAGAAGAGACACUGAAUCAAGCACCUCCUUCUGUAAAGCUGGAAGAGGUUAUUCAUUUAGCGGAGCUCUGCAUUGAAGUCCUGCAGCAGAAUGAAGAGCACCAUUCAGAGGCAUUUGCGUGGUGGCCGGACUUGCUGGCUGAACAUGGAGAGAAAUUUUGGGCUCUUUUUACGGUUGACAUGGAUUCAGCACUAGAGGCACAGGUGCAAGACUCCUGGGAUAGUUUCCCUCUUUUCCAGUUACUAAAUAACUUCCUGAGAAAUGACCCACUUUUGUGCAAUGGAAAGUUUCACAAGCACUUGCAGGAGGUUUUUGUUCCCUUGGUCAUCCGCUACAUUGAUCUCAUGGAAUCAUCCAUUGCCCAGUCCCUUCACAGAGGUCUUGAGCAAGAGUCAUGGCAACCUGUCAAGACCAUCACCAACAGUCUUCCCAAUGUAGCUCUUCCAAAAGUUCCAAGUUUGCCUCUUAAUCUUCCACAGAUACCUAGCUUUUCUACACCAACCUGGAUGGCUUCUUUAUAUGAUUCCACCAAUGGGUCAGCAACAUCAGAAGAUCUUUUCUGGAAACUUGAUGCACUGCAGAUGUUUGUCUAUGAUCUCCACUGGCCAGAACCAGAAUUUGCCCACCACUUAGAGCAAAGACUUAAACUCAUGGCCAGCGAUAUGAUAGAAGCCUGCAUCAAAAGAACAAGAAAUGCUUUUGAACUCAAGUUACAAAAGACGAACAAAUCAACAGACUUACGUAUUCCCUCCACUGUGUGCACCAUGUUCAAUGUGCUUGUUGAUGCUAAAAAGCAAACUGCUAAGCUGUGCAUUCUGGACGGUGGGCAGGAGCAACAAUACCAUUCGAAAAUAGACGACUUAAUUGAAGAAACCGUGAAGGAAGUAAUUUCACUUCUCGUUUCAAAGUUUGUUGCAGUGCUGGAAGGUGUACUAUCUAAACUAUCAAGGUAUGAUGAAGGCACUUUCUUCUCAUCAAUACUUUCAUUCACUGUGAAAGCAGCUGCAAAAUAUGUUGAUGUUCCUAAACCAGGGAUGGAUCUGGCAGAUACUUACAUUAUGUUUGUUCGUCAAAAUCAAGAUAUUCUCCGAGAGAAGGUCAAUGAAGAAAUGUACAUAGAAAAUUUGUUUGAUCAAUGGUACAGCAGCUCCAUGAAAGUCAUAUGUGUGUGGCUGGCUGAUAGAUUAGAUCUCCAGCUUCAUAUCUACCAGCUGAAGACUCUCAUCAAAAUAGUGAAGAAGACCUAUCGAGACUUUAGGUUGCAGGGAGUGCUGGAAGGAACACUGAACAGUAAAACAUAUGAUACUGUCCACAGCCGACUAACAGUAGAGGAAGCCACAGUCUCUGUGUCAGAUGGGAGUGGACUUCAAGGCAUCACCAUGAAGGACAGCGAUGAAGAAGAAGGCUGACCUUCUGUGUCUUUCAUAAGAUGUUUGUUUCGUAACUUGUUCUCAUAUUUGUGUCUAUGGUUUUGCCUUAAUGCCCUAGUAUUACAAGGUAAAUUCAUCCCACUCAAGGAAAAGAGAAAAUGGCCUUUAAAAGAUGGGUUAGAGGUGGAGCAGAGAGUGUGAGUGUCCAGAUCUAAAACCAAUGGAGAGGACUGGCAUAUUUUUCUGUGUAGCUUUGCUUUAACUGUGAGAAUGCCAUUAUGGAAUCUGACUCCACUUGGGCUUCAUUCCUUUUCACUGUAGUGUUGCAGUCUCUUCCCGUGAUGUCACCAGAGUUUGGCAUGCCAUGUGCAAAAAUCAAACUAUGCACAUCACACAAUCGUAUGUUCUUGGACUCUUCAGUCCCACUGUUCAAAGCAAACAUUGUGUCAUUUGCAAGGACUACAGCCCUGUCUGUAUAUUUCAUGAUUUGUUACUGGGUUUCCUCCUUCAUUAAUAGGUAAAGUGCAUUAAAAAAAACUACUGUUGGUUCCUAAUGCUUUGAUUUUGCUAUGUAUAAAGGUAAAAAGACUGGAAGAAGUGCCAGGAAAACUAAAUUCUAAGUGUUAUGUCUUCAUCACUCAAAAUUUAAAAACUUUCUCAUCUUGUUGGAUGUUAGGAAGCUUGCCUUCAGUAUUUCUUUGUCUCUGUGGAAACAUGCAGGCAAUAAGACCCCCCCUCCCCUUUGGGUUACUGACAAAUCUGUAUCUAGCCCAUGUUUGUAUAGGAUUCUAAAAUUAAAAGAUGUUUGCAAUAUUUGAAAUCACUUGACCUUCUAUAUUUUCUUUGACAGGGAAGCGCAGUUAAAAAUUAUGUUUCCUGAAGCCCUGCAAAAUAUAAAAAAUGGCUUUAUAUGAACCAUUUGAGUGUCU